UACAUGUCCCAUUGAGGACAACCCAACCCAUUGUCUAUCUAUCCAUCUCUCUUUACCCUCUUUCACACGCAGAACACAAAAUCACUUCUCUUCUCAAGCCUUCUCAAGCUUCUUUGUGUUGAAAACGUUGUUGUUUCUGCUUCAAAAGAUACUCAGACGAUCUCUGUUACGUGAGUCCUUGUUAUCUUACAACCCUAGCGUUUUUAUUUGAGUUGAAAGGAUUCUGCUUUCUAGAGCGUGAAGGUGGAGCCUAAGAUUAGUUUAGUUUUGAAAAAAUGGGUUACAUGUGUGACUUCUGUAAUGAGCAAAGAUCAAUGGUGUAUUGCCGCUCCGAUGCAGCGUGUUUGUGUCUCUCCUGUGACCGUAACGUUCACUCGGCUAACGCUUUAUCAAAACGUCAUUCUCGGACUUUGAUAUGUGAGCGGUGCAAUGCUCAGCCAGCUUCUGUUCGGUGUAGCGAUGAGAGGGUUUCUCUCUGUCAGAACUGUGACUGGUCAGGCCACAACAAUGAUGCUACUUCACAACAUAAAAGACAAAGCAUCAACUGCUAUUCUGGUUGCCCUUCUAGUGAGGAACUUGCCUCCAUAUGGUCUUUCUGUUUGGAUUUGAAUUUCUCUUCUGCUGGACAAUCUGCUUGUGAGCAAGAGAUGGGUUUGAUGACUAUUGAUGAAGGCACAGGAGAGGAUAAACCAGGCGUACAAAAUGUUAAUUUAGAUCAGCCUGGAACCAGUUCUGCAUUGGCUAAGGAUAUUGGAGUAUCAGAAGAUGAUUUUUGUGGCAAUCUCAUGAUGGAUGAAGUGGAUUUGGCUUUUGAGAAGUAUGACGAGCUCUUUGGCACAGCUUACAACUCUUCAAAAGAUCUUUUUGAACAUGGUGGAAUAGGAAGUCUUUUCGAGAAACAUGAGGGCUCAAAGGCAAUGCAGCAGCCAGCAGGAAGCAAUGCUGCAUCUGAGGAUUCUUUCAUGACUUGCAGAACCGAGCCAAUCAUUUGCUUCUCAUCACAGCCAGCUCAUUCGAAUAUAUCUUUCUCUGUCGUCAUGGGAGAUAGUAAUGCUGGAGAUUUUCAGGAUUGUGGGGCGUCAUCUAUGCAGAAGCUUUCAAGAGAGAUAACAUCACAGGAGGAGACUAAUGCUUCCUCACAUGCAACAACACGUAACAAUGCUGUUUUGCGUUAUAAGGAAAAGAAGAAGGCUCGCAAGUUUGACAAGAGAGUGAGGUAUGUCUCUAGGAAAGAAAGGGCUGAUGUGAGGAGGCGUGUGAAGGGACGGUUUGUCAAGUCAGGUGAAGCUUAUGAUUACGACCCGAUGAGCCCAGCAAGAAGCUACUGAGGAUGCCACAAAAUGGAGAUAUCAGACAAAGAGAUGAAAGUAGUGGGCAGAGUCAGGAUCACCAGUUUUAGGCCACAGAAUCUUCAUUCUUGCUUAGAGGGCUUAUGCUUCUGUCAUUGCUUCUUAAGCAUAUGAUCUUUAAAAUUUUAUUCUAUUGUAGCCAAAGCAAGACUAGGAAUGUAUACUUGUUGUUACUUAUAUGUAAAUCUGCAUAUGCUUUUCUAAUCUGUGUGCACUAUUUAUCAGUCAUGUAGGAGAGUAGAGUACCAGAGAGGCCAUGUUCUAUAUUUACAUCUGUGUUUUUGUU
Molecule: messenger RNA, 1635 nt
Organism: Brassica napus (rape)
Lineage: Eukaryota; Viridiplantae; Streptophyta; Magnoliopsida; Brassicales; Brassicaceae
Product: zinc finger protein CONSTANS-LIKE 10
Exons: 4
Coding region: 276-1328 (350 amino acids)
Molecular function (GO): protein binding; zinc ion binding
Source: RefSeq, a predicted model, not a curated record